GGUCCCAGCACAGCGACAGAGGCGGACAUGAGGCUGGCAGGCCCCUUCCGGAUCGUGGCCUUGAUUGUCACUGCCGGCCUCACCUGGAUUGUAAUCAGCACCUUCCUGGGCGGCCCGGGCAGCGGCUUUCCGCGCAUCCAACAGCUCUUCACCAGCCCAGAAAACUCAGUGACUGCAGAGCCACGGGCCAGGAAAUAUAAGUGUGGGCUGCCCCAGCCGUGUCCCGAGGAGCACCUAGCCUUCCGCAUGGUCAGUGGGGCUGCCAACGUCAUUGGGCCCAAGAUCUGCCUCGAGGACAAGAUGCUCAUGAGCAGCGUCAAGGACAAUGUUGGGCGUGGGCUGAACAUCGCCCUAGUGAACGGGGUCAGUGGGGAGCUCAUCGAGGCCAGGGCUUUUGACAUGUGGGCUGGAGAUGUCAACGACCUGCUCAAGUUCAUUCGGCCACUGCACGAAGGCACCUUGGUGUUCGUGGCUUCCUAUGAUGACCCCGCUACCAAGAUGAACGAGGAGACCAGGAGGCUUUUUGGUGAGCUGGGCAGCCGCAGUGCCAGGGAGCUGGCCUUCCGUGACAGCUGGGUGUUCGUGGGGGCCAAGGGCGUGCAAGACAAGAGCCCCUUUGAGCAGCAUGUCAAGAACAGCAGGCACACCAAUAAGUACGAGGGCUGGCCUGAGGCGCUCGAGAUGGAAGGCUGCGUCCCGCGAAGGAACGCAGCUGGCUAGC
Molecule: messenger RNA, 721 nt
Organism: Orycteropus afer afer
Lineage: Eukaryota; Metazoa; Chordata; Mammalia; Tubulidentata; Orycteropodidae
Gene: FAM3A
Product: FAM3 metabolism regulating signaling molecule A
Source: RefSeq, a predicted model, not a curated record